Messenger RNA from Plodia interpunctella (Indianmeal moth), 1647 nucleotides. It is a transcript of the gene mTTF, whose product is annotated as mitochondrial transcription termination factor. NCBI's taxonomy places the organism in Eukaryota, Metazoa, Arthropoda, Insecta, Lepidoptera, Pyralidae. Bases 491 to 1450 code for a protein of 319 amino acids. Gene Ontology annotation, biological process: termination of mitochondrial transcription; regulation of DNA-templated transcription. Gene Ontology annotation, cellular component: mitochondrial matrix. The transcript is spliced from 6 exons. Gene Ontology annotation, molecular function: double-stranded DNA binding. The record is from RefSeq and is a predicted model, not a curated record.
GUCGUGUACGGAGCGAUGGGGACGGCAGUGUGUGGACAAGUUAAUAUGUGUUUUUAUUGCCGGCACAUCGGCCAGUCAAAAUCUCGGGACACGUUCUAGCGGUCACGCCGAUCUACUCGCAAUUUCGGCAGCCGGGAUAACGGCGCUCAGUGACGGAAGUGCGGUGGACAUGCGGCUAAGUAAAUCUAUAUACCGCUACUUCGGCGCCGUCGUCAUCUCGUUCUCGGCGACGUGACGGUGACGGCGGUGGUGGACAAACGCACUUUGAGUAUAGAAAAAAAUGUAUCACAUAUCUGUCACGAAGUUAAAAUAGUAGAGUAGGUAGGUAGGUAAUAACAAUCGGUCGCAACGCAAAGUUGUAGAAAAGCAGAGUGGUUACUUUUAUCUAUAGGUGUUAUGAAUUAAAUAGGUACUAGUAAUUAAAUACAACACAACAAUAAAUUAUUGUGUUGUAGCAAUUUUUUAUCAAAACUUUAAUGAAGCUACAAAAAUGUUUGUAAAAUCUUUAAUAAAAUCAAUGCAACUAAGGUCUCUGUUAUGUGACCUAAAUAGGAUUUUGCCGGCGUUUUAUUAUCACAAACAUUGGGUUAUUGAUCGUAUAUCGUUACCUUAUGCAAUAAGAAAGGCUACUAAAGAUAUUAAAGGUGACGAUUCAACCAAAGAAAAAAUUAUAAAAUCCCUUAACUUUCAAUCAAAUAAAGAUGCUCUGCCAUUUUAUAAAUUACCAGUUAAAACAUUGUUGCAUAUCUAUAAAGUUACCAAAAAUGAUGAGAUGAAUGGAUUUUGUACAAAUAGACUAUAUUAUUUGUCAGAAAAAAUAAAAUGCCCUACUUUUGUAGUCAGUGAAAAAUUAGCACAAAGGAUUUUUAUAUAUGGACUCUCAUUUAGUUGGCUUAGCAGUUCAUUACAAGUUUUAAUAGACAAUGGUGUGCCUGGAGACCGCAUAAUAAGAGAUCUCUGGGUUCUUAAGUAUCGAAGUGAUACUAUUAAAGAAAGGCUUCGAAGAAUUAAAAGUAUGGGUAUUGAUAAUUUGUAUCCUUGGAUGGUGAGAUGUUCUGAAGACAUUUUAAGCAGGUAUAUCAGUAUAUCCCAAGAGACCAAAACUAUUUUGGGUGAGACUAAAACAACCAAGUUAUAUUUAGCAAAUAGGUUGAAUAUUUUGCCUGAAAAUGUAGAUAAAUUUUGUACUCAAAUACCAGCAUUGAAGACUAUACGUGUGACCAAGGUAAAACAUUUUUUGGACUUCCUAAUAGACAAAGGCUUCAGUGUGGAAGACAUAGCAGCCAAACCCAGAGUUUUAACGUCGUCGCGAAAGACAGUAGAACGAAGACUAGAGCAACUUAGGAAUCUAGGCCUAAACGAAAUUAAUUUGAAUGUUCUAUGCAGAAGCAAAAAAGAUUUUCAGAAAUAUGUAGAAUCGAUUGAAUCCUCUUUAAAAGAGAGUAAUUAAGAACAAAUAUGUAAAAACUCCAUGCUGAAAGAUAUAUGUAUAACUGAUGUUGUGUGGUGUUUUACUAAAAGAAGCAAUUAAUUAUUUUUUUUAUUAUUUACCAGGCAAUAAUACAUACAUAGUUAUCUAUAUGUUUAAAAUUACAGUAUCUUCGAAAUAUGUAAAUGAUUAAAGAAAAUAAAUUAACACAAAAAAUA